AUGUCAUCAUCACCGAUUUCGACAACCGGAUGUCAUCAACACCGAUUUCGACAACCGGAUGUCAUCAUCACCGAUUUCGACAACCAGAUGAAAGCCGUUCUCGACGAUCAGUUCCCUGAGGUGCAGCAGCAGCUCUGUAUCCACCACAUCAAUUCCAACGUCCUUCUCAAGGCAAAGAAAAAGUGGCUGAAGGGCCGUAACAGUGUUAGUCCCGAUAGCAGCGACGAUGCAGAGGCCUCUAUUUCACAGACACAAGCUGAGCUGAGCCCUAAAGACCGACAGUUCAUCCAUGCGCCAGCAGCUGAGGCCAUCCCUCCCGGUGGGGCUUUGUCUUCGGUUGUUAGUUCUAGUGGUGUAGCAUAG
This is a messenger RNA of Verticillium dahliae VdLs.17, 363 nucleotides long. RefSeq lists its product as uncharacterized. The record is from RefSeq and is a predicted model, not a curated record. NCBI's taxonomy places the organism in Eukaryota, Fungi, Ascomycota, Sordariomycetes, Glomerellales, Plectosphaerellaceae. Bases 1 to 363 code for a protein of 120 amino acids. The transcript has a single exon.